This is a messenger RNA of Opisthocomus hoazin, 708 nucleotides long. The record is from RefSeq and is a predicted model, not a curated record. NCBI's taxonomy places the organism in Eukaryota, Metazoa, Chordata, Aves, Opisthocomiformes, Opisthocomidae.
GCCAUCUCCCUGGCAGGCUCCGAGAUGAUCGAGACGCAGGAGGACAUCUACGUGGGCUCCAUCGAGACGGACCGGGGGGUGCGCGAGCAGGUGCGCUUCUACGACACGCGGGGCCUGCGGGACGGCCUGGAGCUCCCCAAGCACUGCUUCUCCUGCACCGACGGCUACGUGUUGGUCUACAGCACUGACAGCAAGGAGUCCUUCAAGCGGGUGGAGCUCCUCAAGAAGGAGAUUGACAAGUCCAAAGACAAGAAAGAGGUCACCAUCGUGGUUUUGGGCAACAAGUGUGACCUGCAGGAGCAGCGCCGGGUGGACCACGAUGCAGCCCAGCACUGGGCCAAGGGCGAGAAGGUGAAGCUGUGGGAGGUGUCCGUGGCUGACCGGCGUACGCUGAUCGAGCCGUUCAUCUACCUGGCCAGUAAGAUGACCCAGCCACAAAGCAAGUCUGCUUUUCCCCUGAGUCGCAAGAACAAGGGCAGCGGAUCCGUGGAUGGCUGAGCCUUGUUUUCCCUUCCCUUGCCACGUCCUCUCCCUUGCUUCCCUGCUUCCCUUGCACAUACCUCCUGCUGAGCCGGUUUGGUGGUGUGGAGCCUGCGGGAAGCACAGUGGCACGAGGAACGGGCAUCCCAGGGCUGGGGAUGGUCUUGGAGGGUGAGAGGUGAGCCAUCUCCCUGCGCUGGGACAGGGACCGCUCUCUUUGCUGCCCAG